ACAUUACUAAUCCUUUUGGAAAAGGGGCCUGGUACCUCUCAGCUUCGGGCUGAAUCCUCCUCACAAGCCUUAUAAAUAGAUUUUCUCAUGCCAUACAACAACCAAGAAAAACAACCCAUCAUGUUUUACCCCACUACAUCUUUGUCUUGAUCCUUUCUGAAUCUUCAUAUUGUAUUUUUCACAUUACUUUCCUAAACAGAAAACUCACUGAGAAGCCUGAAGAAUAAAAUCAUCCAAUUUCAGCAGAGAAAUGAUCUUAAUGUCUAAUCACAGGUUAAAACCUAUGUUUUAAAGAGAUGUAGUGAAUUGAUCAAGGUUUGAGGGUUAGGGAUGGGGUGAGCCCAUCCUGAUGUCUAGCAAGUGGUUCAAAGUUUAGUACAUGCAAAGGAAUUGUGUUAGUUUUAGAGUUGGCACACCAGUAAGAAGAGGUAUGCCUCAGGCUCGAAAACUGCUUCCUUAUUAGGUCCUGGUCUUUGACCUGAGUCAGUUAUAAAGGAAUACAUUUUGUACGCAGUUUUACUCAGAGGGAAGGCAUGGGCUCCUAGAGAUCAUAUCUGAUGCUCUUUCAUCAUUGGAAUACUUCAGAUCACUGCAUUUGGAGGUCUAUUUCUAAAUGACAGCAAAUUCUGGCCCUUCUGAAGAACCAGGCUUUCCUCAGCCCAGAAAAUAAAGACUAAGCUGAAAAGGUGUCCAUACUCCAAUUAUGAGCUCUACUGCUUGCAGUUUUUCAAAGGCCUGUGAAAGGUUUCCACAGUAAGCACUAGCCGAGCGACGCUAGGACCCAGAGACUGCGCGGUGGGCCAGCAGGAUUCGCUGUGUCUUUCUGGGCUCCGGCGCGGAGCGGCGAGGAGCCAGUUGUCUCACGACCCGGGUUCGCGGCCGGCAGGGGACAGUUACCUCAGCGACGCCGCGGACAUUCCGGCGCGCGGGCGGCGCAAGGCGUGUGUGGGCGUGUCCCUGUGGGACCGCGUUCCCGCCCCACCCCGGCUGGUCGGUUUCCCCCAGGCCCAGUUCCAAAGCCCGGGCCGGUUGGCCGGGCCCGCGUGCCCUCUGCGGGCUGCGCAGAGCGCGGGAGCGGGUCGGAGCUGGGAAUGCCGGGAGCCCCUCGGGUAGCCGCCGGCGCCGCCAACCACCGCGCCCGCCACUGCCUCCGCGUCCGUCUCCGGUGCGCGCCGCUGACGCCCAGAGAUGAAAUUCCCGGCCUCUGUGCUGGCGUCCGUGUUCCUGUUCGUGGCCGAGACGACGUGGGCGCUGUACCUGAGCAGCACCUACAGUUCGGGCGGGGACCGUAUGUGGCAGGCGCUGACACUGCUUUUCUCGCUGAUGCCCUGUGCUCUAGUGCAGCUCACGCUCGUCUUCGUGCACCGCGACCUCAGCCGGGAUCGCCCGCUUGUGCUGCUGUUGCACCUGCUACAACUCGGGCCCCUCUUCAGGUGUUUUGAAGCCUUCUGCAUCUACUGUCAGUCGAACCACAAUGAAGAACCUUAUGUCAGCAUCACUAAGAAGCGGCAGAUACCAAAAAAUGGCCUCUCAGAGGAGAUCGAGAAGGAGGUGGGCCAGGCAGAAGGCAAACUAUUCACCCACCGCUCUGCAUUCAGCCGGGCAUCAGUAAUCCAGGCUUUCUUGGGCUCAGCCCCGCAACUGACCCUGCAGCUGUAUAUAAGUGUCUUGCAGCAGCAGGUCACUUUGGGAAGAGGCUUCUUAAUGACCUUGUCCCUGUUGUCCAUUGUUUAUGGAGCCUUGCGCUGCAACAUCCUAGCCAUCAAAAUCAAGUACGAUGAGUAUGAAGUCAAAGUGAAGCCAUUGGCCUAUGUCUGUAUCUUCCUCUGGAGGAGCUUUGAGAUUGCUACUCGAGUCAUCGUCCUGGUCCUCUUUACCUCCAUCAUGAAGACCUGGGUGGUGGUUGUCAUUCUUGUCAACUUCUUCAGCUUCUUCUUGUAUCCCUGGAUCCUCUUCUGGUGCAGUGGCUCCCCAUUUCCUGAGAACAUAGAGAAGGCCCUCAGUCGGGUGGGCACUGCCAUUGUGCUGGGCUUCCUCACUUUACUGUAUGCUGGUAUCAACAUGUUCUGCUGGUCAGCUGUACAGCUGAAAAUCAACAACCCUGACCUCAUCAGCAAGUCCCAGAACUGGUACCGGCUACUGGUGUACUACAUGACAAGGUUCAUAGAGAAUGCCAUCCUCCUGCUCCUAUGGUAUCUAUUCAAGACUGACAUCUACAUGUAUGUGUGUGCGCCUCUGUUGAUUCUGCAGCUGCUUGUUGGGUACUGCACUGCUGUUCUCUUCAUGCUUGUGUUCUACCAGUUCUUUCACCCUUGCAAAAAGCUUUUCUCCUCCAGUGUUUCCGAAAGCUUUCAGACAUGGCUCGGGUGUUUCUGUUGGGCCUGCAGGCGGCAGAAAUCCUGUGAGUCAGGAAAGGCAGACCUAACAUCUUGCAGAGACCAAGAUGAGACACCUUCUACCAGUAAAAUAAGUCCUGAUCCCCCUCAGAUGAGUGCUAAUAAUCUGUGUUCUGUUUAAUGAGACCUGAGGUCUCUCAGGGCACAAGCAUGGUGUUUUCUGAGUUGAUACCUGUUCUUCAUACAAGUAAUGAGCCCUGCACAGGGAGCAAGGAGGAAAGUUAGCUGUCAACUCCUUGUCAGCUGCUGCUCUUUGUAGAGCUCAUGGGUGUGUGGUAACUAUGGGGAGAAGCCAGGGAGACCUGAGUGUUGAAGGGGCAGCCUAAGGCACCACAGUUCACAGGUGACCAUGUUAUGUUCUUCCAGGCCUUACUGGCUGGUUCAUUGACAAAGUGCCCCUGAAGUCUGAAUUGGGCUGGAUACAUGUAUCAGGUAGAAUGAGGAGAGAGGCCUGUUUUCUAGUUUUCUGGACUAUUGGUCUAGGUAGCUUGAUGAUUUAUUACCCCUCAACCAGGUUUUCACCCAAGAGCCAUCCUGAUGACCAGAGAAGGUAACUGGGGUUUUGUCAUCAGCAACAUCAUUCCUAUCAUACUUUACAGGGAGGGCUGUUCAAGUUCGGUUUUUGAAUAGAGAUGUGUUCCAUUUCAUCUCAUUGGGGCUUUUUGUACAUAACCAACUGUAGCCUCCAUGGCAUGCUCUCUGUAAUUGACUCAAGCGACUAGAUUUGGAAACUUUAUUCCCUAGGAUCCAUAGCUGCAAAAUUGAAUUCUAAAUUUGGUUAUGGAAGCCCUAGAAUUUUAGGAAAGUUGUUUUCCUUCCAUAUGUUGAAGAAAUUGUGUAUCGGGGGGUUGCUAAAACAUCAGAAUGAUGGAGGCUUGUAUAAGUAGAAUUCAUAUCCUCUUAGAAUUUUUAAAGGUAGGAAUCUGCUAGAAGGUAGGCUUCAACUUACUUAAAAUUCAGUUGUGUCCUACAGUUCUGGAGAAUUUAUAGUAGAAUUUCCUGGGAUUUACCUUUUUAAGAAAGAUGAAAAUAAAACUCAUGGUCUUAAUACCCACCCCCCUUCCCUGCCUGCCAAAAAAAUUGAAAUAAGAGUUAUCUCAAUUAAGUUUUUCUAGGAAAUCUUACAGAAGUCUCUCACCCGAUGCAAGUAUGUAGGGCAUUUUAAUUUUCAUUAUUUGAACAAAAAGGGUUUUUCUCACCAUAAACCCUAGUUAUUCAUUGACUUUUUAAAUUUUAGAAAGAGCUAAAGUGACCAGAUUUUUGUCUUUCAUGGAAUGCAUUUUGAUUUCACAUAAUUAUGAAUUAAUUUCAACAAAGUCCUCAGUUUUAUUCUCCUACACCAUUUUAUUUUCUGUAUAAUUUUUCCUUUGCUCUGAAAUUCUAUUUGUUUCAUUGAAGAAGAGUAGGUAGCAUAUUCUCAAUUGUCUUGGAAAAGUGCCUAGAACUUGUACCAUUUAUUUCUACCACUAAAAUCUGAAAUAGCCGGAAAUGAAAUACCUGGAAACAAAGAACCAUAAAGAUCACACUAAUUUAUUUUUUUUAAUUAAAUUCUUUUAUUGGUACAUUGUAGGUAUACAACACAAUUACAUUUCUCAUUGGGA
Molecule: messenger RNA, 3997 nt
Organism: Heterocephalus glaber (naked mole-rat)
Lineage: Eukaryota; Metazoa; Chordata; Mammalia; Rodentia; Bathyergidae
Gene: Xk
Product: X-linked Kx blood group antigen, Kell and VPS13A binding protein
Cellular component (GO): membrane
Source: RefSeq, a predicted model, not a curated record